AUGCCUGUGGUUAAUAAUUCUUGGCCUAACGAUAUAGGGAAAUUAUAUCCAUUUGGAAAAAAACGUUGUGAAGAAGCACAGAUAGUUAAUCAGCCAGAGACCGCCCAAGGGCAAAAUGAUACAGAAUCAAUUACUUCAUCCGUUAACUCUUCGUCUAAUGUACCUUCUGAAGGUGUUUCAUACGAUAUUUGGACUCGUUUUAAACAGAUUGUUGAGCGGAUUAUAAAUGAAAAAAAUUUAACUUUAGAUGAAGCGUGUAAUAGAAUAUCAGUUGAAAUAACUGAUUAUGGUAUAGGAAAGAUUUGUGCGCAAACUGUGAAGAAUUUCUAUAAAAAGAAUACCUCUUAUAGUAAAACAUUAGAUAAGAUUAGUGUAUGGGUACACAAGAAUGAGUAG
Messenger RNA from Rhizophagus irregularis DAOM 181602=DAOM 197198, 396 nucleotides. The record is from RefSeq and is a predicted model, not a curated record. NCBI's taxonomy places the organism in Eukaryota, Fungi, Glomeromycota, Glomeromycetes, Glomerales, Glomeraceae.